Molecule: messenger RNA, 1943 nt
Organism: Ictalurus furcatus (blue catfish)
Lineage: Eukaryota; Metazoa; Chordata; Actinopteri; Siluriformes; Ictaluridae
Product: GTPase IMAP family member 4
Exons: 4
Coding region: 198-1292 (364 amino acids)
Molecular function (GO): GTP binding
Source: RefSeq, a predicted model, not a curated record
GAGGCCUGGUAGAGAACCGCGCUUACCGGAAGCUGUAUCAUCUGUACAGAUCAGUACAACCUACAACUGUACAGUCAAUAAUAACCUACGUGACAAUAGAUCAUAAAAAUAAUUUCUCAAAUAAUAAUAUUUCUGACAGAAAUUCAAAGUGAAAGGUUCAUGGCAGCUGGAUAAAUUUCAACAGCUUUAAUACAGCCAUGGCAAGUGGAUUCUCACCAACACCUCCAGGAGGUCCACCUAUUCUGUCAGACCUCAGGAUUGUACUGCUGGGAAAAGCUGGAGCUGGAAAGAACAAAGUAGCCAGAGUCAUCCUGGGAGACAUAAAGCUGAAUGAAGAGAGUGAAGAGUGCUUUUUAUAUGAAGGUGAACAGGCAGGAAGGAGGACCUGCAUAGUGAACACACCAGGAUGGGACCGAGUUUCUACGGAGUGCACUACAACGAAAAUUAAAAAUGAAAUCGCCCGAAGUGUGACACUUUGUCCUCCAGGUCCCCAUGCUCUGAUUCUGGUGUUUCCUGUAAACACUGGUGACGUUCCAUCUGUAAAUGAGUUUAAAUCAGCAAGUCAUCACAUAGAGCUGCUCUCUGAGAGAGUCUGGAAUCACACUAUAGUGCUUUUCUUGUGUGAUGGAGAUGUGGAGGGAUCCACAAUCACAGAACACAUUCAUAAAGCAGAAAAUCUUCUGGAAAAGUGCAGAGGCAGACAUUAUGUUAUGCGGGACAGUGAAUCUGAAACCCAGGUCCAUGGACUCCUUAAUGAGAUAGACAGCAUGGUGCAAGAAAAUCUGGGUGAUUUCUUCCUGCCACAGGUUUACUAUGAAGUGAUACAGAGCAAAUUGACACAGGAUGUCACUGAGUUGAAAAAGCAUUAUGAGGACAGAGAGGAAAAGCUGAAACAAGGAUACCAGAAAAGACUUAGUGUGUAUAAACAACAGGUUGAGGAAGAAACUUUACUUAAGCAGAGACGUGGAAGUAUCCAGGGAACUCGUCCCUCUUUCAGUAAAGAUGAAAACCAGCCAGUGGAUAUUGAUACCAUCAAGAGCAAGUAUCGGGAUGAGCUUCAGGCACUUGCAAAUCAUUACUUCAAACCUAUGUGCCUGCUGGUGUUGGCUGUGAUUGGCGCUCUUAUCGGAUCAGUGGUUGGAUCUAAUUAUGGAGUGGUGGGCGCUGGUGUUGGGAUCAUCAUUGGAAUCAUAGUAACAGUUCCAUUGGCUUUAUGGCUGAUUAAUGCUGCAAGCCUAGCACGACAGAGUUCAACUCUUCUGGAAGAAAAAAAAUCGGAACACACUGAUUAACCCCUUCAACUGUGAGAUAUAAAAUUGCGUGCAAAAACUGUAUACCAUUAGGACAAAAUGGAGGUGCCCAAAAGAGGGAAUAAAACAUAAGGGGCAUUUGUAGAAAAAAUAAAAUCAAUGAUGUGGUGUGAAGCAGCCCAAUGCGAAGCACCGUUCCUGUUAUGACUCCAAAGUCCUUUAAUUUUUAAUUAUCAAAGGAUUUUGAUAUGUGGAGAAUGACAUGUGGAGAGAGUUGUCACAUGCAGAGAGCGACCAGCACUUGCCAGAUAUUCCUGCAGCUCCUUUAAUGUUGCUGUAGGUCUCUUGGCAUCCUCACUGAUAUGUUUUCUUCUUGUCCUUUUGUCUAUUUUGGAGGGACAGAAAUAUAUGUAUAUAUCUUUAUAUAUAAACUUGAAUAUAAUGAAUAGCAUAUAUAGACAUUUAUGCACCCGUAAUCUUUCAUGACUCAUUUUGAUGACUCAUUCACUCUGUUUUUAAUAUUUAAAUUUGUUUUCGUACAAUAAACUUUGUUAAGACAUAUUUAUGUUGUGUUUUUUCAAGGUUGCUUUAACUUUUUUUGCUCUCUUUUCCAAACUACUACAUGCCCUGUGAACCUUUCUGGCAAGAUUUCUAGAAAAGAAAAAAAAAAAACUAAAACAAAACAAAACAAUA